AUGGAGGAGUACUUGAGGAAGAACUUUAAUUUGGAAGCCAAGAGACCCUCCGAGGAAGCUCUCAUGAGAUGGAGAUCGGCGGUCUCCGUCAUCAAGAAUCCCCGCCGGAGGUUUCGCAUGGUCGCCGAUCUUGCCAAGAGAGCCGAAGACGGGAGAAAGCGCACCAAACUUCAGGAAAAGAUAAGAGUAGCCUUAUAUGUGCAAAAAGCAGCACUGCAUUUUAUUGCAGCCGGGAAGCGAGUUCAGUACAAGCUCUCCAAAGAAGUUGAGGAAGCCGGUUUCGGAGUUGAGCCCGAUGAGCUCUCGAGCAUUGCUCGUUCCCACGACAGCCAGUCUCUGGAGAACCACGGCGGAGUGGAAGGAAUAGCGAAAGAGCUUAGUGUGUCCUUGAAAAAUGGCAUUGCCUCAACCGAUGUAUCGCUUAGGCAAAGCGUGUUUGGAUCCAACCGGUUUGUUGAGAGGCCUCCGAAAGGCUUUUGGAUGUUUGUCUGGGAUGCCCUUCAAGACUUAACUCUAAUCAUCCUCAUGGUAUCGGCCGCAACCUCAAUCGGUGUUGGAGUUGCCACAGAAGGUUGGCCAAGCGGUAUGUAUGAUGGCCUAGGGAUAAUUCUUAGUAUUUUCUUGGUGGUUUUUGUCACUGCAAUCAGUGACUACAAGCAGUCAUUGCAGUUUAGGGAUUUGGACAAGGAGAAAAAGAACGUUUGUGUUCAAGUCACAAGAGAUGGGUGCAGGCAAAAGCUCUCAAUCUAUGAUUUAGUGGUUGGUGAUGUUGUUCAUCUCUCCAUUGGGGACCAAGUACCUGCUGACGGGGUUUUCAUAUCGGGCUACAGCUUGACUGUCGACGAAUCGAGCUUGUCGGGGGAGAGCGAGCCUAUGGCUGUAAACGAAGGCAGGCCUUUUCUCCUAUCCGGGACUAAAGUGCAAGAUGGCUCUGGCAAAAUGCUUGUCACAGCAGUCGGUAUGAAGACCGAAUGGGGACGACUAAUGGAAACUCUGAAUGAAGAAGGCAACAAUGAGACACCACUUCAAGUGAAGCUUAAUGGGGUUGCAACCAUUAUUGGGAAGAUUGGUUUGGCUUUUGCUGUGUUGACAUUUUUGGUUCUAACUACAAGGUUUUUAGUGGGAAAGGCAAUGCACCACCAAAUAAAAAAAUGGUCUUCAAGUGAUGCUUUGGAGCUUUUGAAUUACUUUUCCACCGCAGUUAUCAUAGUUGUUGUUGCAGUCCCAGAAGGGCUUCCUUUGGCAGUGACACUAAGCCUUGCAUUUGCCAUGAAAAAGUUGAUGUCUGAUAAGGCUCUUGUGAGACACCUCUCCUCGUGCGAAACGAUGGGUUCAGCCACUUGUAUUUGCACAGACAAAACAGGAACAUUGACAACAAAUCAUAUGGUGGUUAGUAAAAUAUGGAUUUGUGAAGAAAUCAAGGCAAUAAAAAGUAAUCAUGUCAAAGAAAAUGCACUCAAAUCCUCGGUCUCCGAAGGAGUUCUCGACCUUUUCUUGCAGUCUGUAUUUCAGAAUACUGGCUCAGAGGUGGUGAAAGGGAAAGAUGGAAGGGAAAAAACAAUCGGGACUCCAACAGAAACAGCUUUGGUGGAGUUUGGAUUGCAUUUGGGAGGCGAUCCACAUGCUUAUAAUGAGGAGUAUAAGAUAGUGAAGGUUGAGCCUUUUAAUUCAGUGAAGAAAAAGAUGUCGGUUCUUGUGGCUAUUCCUAAUGCUGGAGGGUUUAGAGCAUUCUGCAAAGGGGCAUCAGAAAUUGUUCUCAAAAUGUGUGACAAGGUAGUGAAUGCUGAAGGGGAAACCGUGCCACUCUCUGAAGAGCAGAAGACGAAUAUCUCGAAUGUGAUAAAUGGUUUUGCCUGUGAAGCUUUGAGGACUCUUUGCACAGCUUUCAAGGACAUCAAAGAGACUUCUGAUGCAGAUAGUAUUCCUGAAGAGAAUUACACACUAAUAGCUGUUGUUGGAAUCAAGGAUCCUGUGCGCCUCGGGGUUAAAGAAGCCGUCCAGUCUUGCUUAGCAGCGGGAAUCACUGUUAGAAUGGUCACUGGUGAUAACAUCAACACUGCAAAAGCCAUAGCCAAAGAAUGUGGUAUCUUGACAGAAGAUGGCUUGGCCAUAGAAGGGCCAGAAUUCCGCAACAAGACUCCGCAGGAAAUUAACGAGUUGUUACCGAAAUUACAGGUAAUGGCUAGAUCAAUGCCUUUGGACAAGCACACCUUAGUAUCUCACUUAAGGAAUGAGCUUGAAGAAGUUGUGGCAGUGACUGGUGAUGGGACUAAUGAUGCUCCUGCCUUGCAUGAGGCAGACAUUGGACUUUCCAUGGGCAUAGCUGGAACCGAGGUUGCAAAAGAAAAUUCUGAUGUGAUCAUAAUGGAUGACAACUUCACAACUAUAGUGAAUGUCGUUAGAUGGGGACGUUCCGUUUACAUCAACAUUCAGAAGUUUGUGCAGUUUCAGUUGACAGUUAACGUCGUUGCUCUUAUGCUCAACUUCAUCUCUGCAUGCAUAUCAGGGUCUGCUCCACUCACUGCUGUUCAAAUGCUUUGGGUGAACUUGAUAAUGGAUACACUUGGUGCUCUGGCAUUGGCCACAGAACCGCCGAAUGAGAGGCUAAUGCAGAGGCCACCAAUUGGGAGAAAUGUGCAUUUCAUUACUGGGAUUAUGUGGAGGAAUAUCAUUGGCCAAAGCAUUUACCAGAUUUUGGUCCUUUUGGUUCUCAAGUUUUGUGGGAAACAACUGUUGAUGCUCACUGGUCCAGAUGCUACUUCAGUUCUCAACACAGUUAUAUUCAACUCAUUCGUAUUCUGCCAGAUAUUCAAUGAAGUAAACAGCAGGGACAUGGAGAAGAUCAAUGUUUUCAGAGGAAUAUUUGAUAGUUGGCUUUUUAUGAUGGUGAUAGUCUCCACAGUGGCAUUCCAAGUAAUCAUAGUUGAACUUUUGGGCACUUUUGCUGGAACCGUGCCACUGAGUUGGGAGUUUUGGCUACUCAGUGUCCUGAUUGGAGCUGCUAGUUUGCUUGUUGCUGUUGUUGUGAAGUUCAUUCCUGUUAAAAUCCCAAGCAAGCAUCAACACCAUGAUGGUUAUGAAGCUCUUCCAAGUGGGCCAGAGAGAGUAUAAGAAGAAGAGAAAUUUGAAAAAUGCCACAAUAAUGCCUCAGUUUCAGAUUUAUGCCACGGAUAUUGGAGCUUUUGAUUUAAAAUGGCAUUAAUCUGAACCACAAAGAAGUUUUGGCAUAAAUCGGAAGAGAUAUAACAGUCAUGGUGUACUCAAUUCAACACAUGUAAUUUUGAUUUGCAGGAGAAAACUUUUCCAACUCACUUUCACCCUUGCAGAUU
This is a messenger RNA of Morus notabilis, 3329 nucleotides long. Its product is annotated as calcium-transporting ATPase 4, plasma membrane-type. The transcript has 7 exons. The record is from RefSeq and is a predicted model, not a curated record. NCBI's taxonomy places the organism in Eukaryota, Viridiplantae, Streptophyta, Magnoliopsida, Rosales, Moraceae. Gene Ontology annotation, biological process: calcium ion transmembrane transport. Bases 1 to 3111 code for a protein of 1036 amino acids. Gene Ontology annotation, cellular component: intracellular membrane-bounded organelle; membrane. Gene Ontology annotation, molecular function: ATP binding; calmodulin binding; ATP hydrolysis activity.